AUGUCAGAUACACCUGUAUUAUCGUAUAAGAAGCCUUCAUCGGCUUCCAGCCGACAACAAUUAUCUACACCAUCACACCCCUCGUCGCCCUUACCAAGCCAAGUUGAAUCACCCCGUAUUUCAUCAACGACAUCUCGCCAAGUGCUGUCAAGAAGGAAAGCAUUGCAAGACUUUUAUAAUAUUCACCAUCAAGAGUCACAAGAUACAAAUAUAGAAAAGCUGACUUUGAAGCCUCUGAUAUCUUCGUCAGAGGCAAUCCAUGAUGUUAAUUUCAAUAAUGCUGAAGAAUUAUCGAAGUUUAUGAAAAAUACACCAGUUGAAGAAAUACUCAAGUUACGAAAUUCUAUAACAAAUAAACUAAAUUCACACGAUCUGGCUAAGAAAUCUAUCAUAUAUGACAAUUACUACGAAUUGAUUAAAUUGAGUCAAAUAUUAGGUGAUUUGUCAAAGCCUAAGUCUGUGGCCAAAGAGAAUGUAUUGGAUGGUCUUGGAAUUUUCACGAAUACGCCUAAUGAACCUAUAACCAAAACGAAAGAAAUUAAUGAUCAAGACCUUGAUAACAUAUUCACAGACCUUUCAAAAUUUAUAAAUGAGGAUGUGCAACGAUUUAAUACAGAAUUCGAAACAGUCGUUAAAAAUAUACAAAAGGACUUUGAUAAUGACGAUGAUUCGACCUCUAGUAUAAACGGUAUAGCUGAGAGAUCAGAAAUUGGUGAAUUUCCUGAAAAUAUUAAUAAGCAACAGUUGGUAAAGGAAGUAAAUGUAUUACUAGAUCAAGAUCCAAAGAAUUUUGGGCAAGAAUCGAAGAAGAAGAUUUUGAGCGAUAUUCAGGAUAUCUUGAAGUCUUUAAGCAUACAUCAUGAUGAAUUAUUAAUUCUUCAAUUAAAUAAAUUAAAAUCGAAAUUUACUUAG
This is a messenger RNA of Debaryomyces fabryi, 912 nucleotides long. It is a transcript of the gene VPS51, whose product is annotated as Vps51p. Lineage: Eukaryota; Fungi; Ascomycota; Pichiomycetes; Serinales; Debaryomycetaceae. The record is from RefSeq and is a predicted model, not a curated record. Bases 1 to 912 code for a protein of 303 amino acids. The transcript has a single exon.